CCACAGAGACCUUAAACCGGAGAACCUACUCCUAGAUAAAAAUUAUAAUCUUAAAAUAGCCGACUUUGGACUGGCCGCCUUCCAGGCCAACACGGACCAAUUAUUAGACCAGAGCUGUGGGACGCCCCACUACGCCUCACCGGAGAAGUAUCAUAUGCCGGUGAUGCGGAACACGACCACGUGA
Messenger RNA from Sphaeroforma arctica JP610, 184 nucleotides. RefSeq lists its product as hypothetical. Gene Ontology annotation, molecular function: ATP binding; protein kinase activity. The transcript is spliced from 2 exons. Gene Ontology annotation, biological process: protein phosphorylation. The annotation marks the transcript as partial. The record is from RefSeq and is a predicted model, not a curated record. Lineage: Eukaryota; Ichthyosporea; Ichthyophonida.